Messenger RNA from Gilbertella persicaria, 555 nucleotides. RefSeq lists its product as uncharacterized. The coding region runs from base 147 to 431 and encodes 94 amino acids. The record is from RefSeq and is a predicted model, not a curated record. The transcript has a single exon. NCBI's taxonomy places the organism in Eukaryota, Fungi, Mucoromycota, Mucoromycetes, Mucorales, Choanephoraceae.
CUGAGUUUUAUUUGAAAGGAGACCAUGGUGCGUUGCAUAAUCCUCUUUUUCUUUUUUAAAAUAAACAAUGGAAGAAAACAAGUGGGAUACUUACAGUGAAGGUAGGUAGAAUUAGACAUGAUAACCUCAAGUCAUACAAGAUAGAAAUGGAAGAUGACGAUCUAGUGAUGGAUGUAGAAGAAAUGGAAGAAGAUGAAGACAUGACUCGUCAGCGAGAAGAAAGCAAAGGAUUUCAUGAUGACUUCAUGACUGCAAGUACUUCACGAAUGUCCAAUACACCCAUCUACAGACAACAAGGUGAAUUCGCUCGAUUGGACGCGUCACCUGUUCAUAGCUGGGGUGAAGUAGGUGAUGAAAAGAGUGAAUCAGUGGCAUUGUUAAUGCAUAUGGAAAAGACAAUUGUACAUCAAAAGUUUUUUCAAAGUAAGUGAUGACAUGACUUGAUUAGGUUACUUAGAUGAUUUAGCUUUUGAUGAUGACUUUGAUGAUGACGAUUUAGCCUAGUUUAUUAUUUACAUGUCCUCCAUCAGUUGAUCACCAAUAAAUCUUUGUAUU